Morchella sextelata is the source of this 1941-nucleotide messenger RNA. RefSeq lists its product as uncharacterized. The coding region runs from base 1 to 1941 and encodes 646 amino acids. The record is from RefSeq and is a predicted model, not a curated record. NCBI's taxonomy places the organism in Eukaryota, Fungi, Ascomycota, Pezizomycetes, Pezizales, Morchellaceae. The transcript is spliced from 4 exons.
AUGUCUUCCACUGCCCUCGCACUUCCCAGCUCCUGGCACAUCCCUGAACUUGAAGGGCCGUCAAACCCCCACCCCGAAAUCCCAUGUCUUUGCAAACCCAGAGACUACGACAAAAAGGGCUUCCUCGGCGAAAGCUCCCCAGAACGAGUCGCCCAGUUCUUACAGACCUGGCUCUUUUUCGGAAUGCUCCACGAGAUACUUCUAAUUUCGGGGAGGGAUGUGGACCUGAGCCUCUUUAUCCGAUACCAAGGGAUGGAUCCCGUUAUCAACACAGCACCCCUCCGCCAACAAUUUGGUGAUAUGAUCGACCGGGGAGCAGACCGAGCCAUAGCAGCACACAAAGAGCUCGAAAUGCAGAAGGUGGCGGAUAACGGAUGUCUUAUCUUGAGACAUCGCGAUGUCAAUCCUGAUACUCGGCGAAUCCCUCCUGAACGCGGCAGUAAUCACCUUAAAAAGCUCUACAGAUUCUGUGCUGAGGCGAACGGGAUCCUUUCACAAAACGAGGCCACGUACGAGACAAGCCACACUGAAGCCUGUCGGGCUCAAGGUUCUUCCGGCUGCUCCCAUAUACCCGUCGAUGUCCCGGAGGUAUGCUCCUGCGCCGAGGGGGUACACCAGUCGUCAACAUUGUACCCUAUGGUCCCCAUAACAAAGAUAUCAAGCUGGAGGUGGUCGAAUCUUCGCCAUAUGUUCCCAUAUCUCACGUGGGCACAGGGCCUUGGGAAUGCCAGGGCCAAUUCUCUCCCGCGAUGCCAGCUGUUUCACUUGAGGGCCGUGACCAAAGAGCUGGUGCUCAUCGGUGCGAAGGAAGAUUACCGGCUGGAGCAACCUCCGAUCUGGAUGGAUACCUCGUGCAUUCCCGUGCACCCAGACCUCAGAGAAGAUAGAAAGGCAACGAUUGUGGGCCUGGCAAAGACAUUCAGAGAAGCUAGCCAGGUGCUUGUUCUUGAUGCCGACAUGCAGACAUGUCCCAAAAAUGCCGGUGGACUGGAGAGAGGAACCCGUCUUCUAUUCUCGGGGUGGAUGCGAAGACUGUGGACAUAUCAGGAAGCAGUAAUUUCGGGGGAGGGCAACUACUACGGGAAACUGCAAAUUCAAUACUCCAAUGGAGCCCUUCCCUUUCACUUGUUGGGAGCGAAACAGGGCUUCUUAAGUCUCUGUCAUACGCAGAAAGCGAUCAGCAAGCUGUAUAAUUCUCUGCCGCUGAUGGGCGAUAAUGCAGCCAUGUUCAAAAUAGUUGUUCGUGCACUCCGGUACCGAUCAAGGAGUAGGGUGGAAGACGAGUCGAUAUGUCUUGCAUCAGUGUUUGGCUACGAUCUCAAGGAGUUGUCGCAGACAAAAUGCCCUAAUCGUAGAAUGGCGUUGUUCUACUCGUACAUCUCCGAGCUCCCUACGGAUCUUCUCUUCCUUGAUAAGGAAAAUCUAGAGAUCGACGGCUAUAGAUGGGCUCCCAAGUCGUCCUUAAAGCAAGCCAGAACCUUAAAUUCCCUAGGAUUGUACCACCAGGAUGUCGGAACUCGAGAUGCUAACGGAAUUUUUAUGAUGUUUCCCGGCUUCCGGAUAACAGAGGUCACACUCCCUGCUAUUCUUGGGACUCACUUCUACAUCAAGCGAUCUCACGAAUCACUGCCAGAGGGUGAGCUACUGUGCCCAGUUCCGACUAUCACUCUCAAUACUCCACCACAGGAAUUUAAGGCAUACCAAGACAAGAUCAUCGCAUUUGACAAAUUGGUCCACGAAACUGAGCGACUAGCGGUUAUUCAGAAACCCCCAAGGCUUAAUUUCAGUGUUCUUGUGGCCAUUCUUCGACAGGAAAAUGAUGUAAUAUAUUGUAGAUAUCUGGCCCUAGUCGACUUUAGGGCCAUGUCUGAAAUACCAGCUGCUAGGGGCGAAGUAAUCGUACAGCAUCUUGCAGCGGGACAGCGUUGGUGUGUCGGUUAG